AUGAACAACCAGCAGCACCAAGGUCCCGAUGACGAGAGCAUAUGGUCGCCAAGAAGAGCGCACGCUUGGUAUGAGAACAAUCGCGCCCCCAGGCCAGUGAAUUUGCAGUCUCACAGGCCGGGACCUGGCUCCUGGAAUAGUUACCAGCCUCACAACAUCGGUCAGCGCAAUGCGAUAUGGCGAGGGUCCUCUUUGGUCAAUGCCAAUUUCAACCGGAAUCUCAAUUCUGAUCAAGGCGCUUUGAAUGAUUUAUGGGUCGGAAGAGGACGCCUUUGCAAUGGGUACGGCCCUCACGAUCGGACUCCAGUCUCUGGUCCACACGGACAGCCCACCCCUACUCCAAUGGAGUAUAUCAGCCAAGCUCGGAGGCGUCCACUAGAGGACCACGUUUUCAUGGACGCGUGGGCGACGUCGGAAACGAUCGAUCAAGCUGUCGGCCAAGGUCCCAGAAGACUGCACGCAGUUACUAGAAGACGGUACGGAUCCAGCACCACGAGUCCUACCAAUGUAGUCUGGAUCCACGAUUCGCACACUGAGAUUCCAGAACCAGCUAGGUCGACUUACUACCUGGAAUGCACGUUCGGAUCCGAUUGUCGUAUCCUGGAGGACCAUGCAAGGGCCGAGUCCUCUAGACCACCCAGCAUAGACGGGUUGGUCCCGGAUGAGAUGGAUGAAGAGCAAUACGACCGGCUUGAACUAAGGGGCGGCGGAGGAAGCGUGUUAGAGGAGCAUGAAUGGCAAUGCUGCAAGAAGAGUUGCAGAGGACGCAAGAACACGAGCAGCCACACUUCGGGACGCCUGUGCAGAUUCUGCGGGAGCAAGAAAUGCGAGAAUUGCAUCGAGAAGCCAGAAAUCUGCUUCUUUUGCAGCCAGAAAGGGGAGGAGAUGUCCAAUGCCCUUAUCGUCUUCCGAAAGAAGUUCUCCAGGCAGUAUUGCAUGGAGUGCGGAACGAAAGCGUUGCAGUGCGUCCAAUGCGACCAGACAAAAGGGGUCAUGGCAGUGAGUGGCGACGCGAAACUUAACGAAGGAGAAGAUCGAUACUCAAUGAUCUGUCCUGAUUGUGUCAAGAAACAGAAAGCAUUGGCCCAGUUCAAGAUGUGCAGAAUCUAG
This is a messenger RNA of Eremomyces bilateralis CBS 781.70, 1110 nucleotides long. RefSeq lists its product as uncharacterized. The record is from RefSeq and is a predicted model, not a curated record. Bases 1 to 1110 code for a protein of 369 amino acids. The transcript is spliced from 2 exons. NCBI's taxonomy places the organism in Eukaryota, Fungi, Ascomycota, Dothideomycetes, Eremomycetales, Eremomycetaceae.